CCGUAGCUAAAUUAGCUCAAACCGCGCGCCUAUCAGUAGCUUGGAAUGGAUCUCUAACUAUAUAAGAAGCCGUGGGUGGAGAGUCAAUCUACUUACCCUCCGGCCCCUGCUUUGGACCACAUCGACACUCGCACUAUGGACCGCCGAAAACGACGACCCUCUACCGAUGGGCCGGAACCUCACCCACCAAAACAGCGUUCCCCUAUGGCACCCGAUGAUAAUCGGCAACAAUCUUCCGCUCCAUCCUCAUCACUUGACCCUUCCCAGACCCACCCGCUGACCCUUCAAACCGGCGACAAUAGUCUUGAUGAUUGGCACAGUGGAGCGUAUAUUGUGCCUCACGGAACCGCAACUACUUCUAGUGAUUCUCACUCCCCAAGCAGUGUGACGACGCUGCCUGGGCUAUCUUAUAAUCAUCCGCACCUGUAUUCCUCCCCUCCAUCACAUCAAGUCGUUCCUACUGACCCCCAGUCUCUCCAAAGCCGCGACAUUCCUCAUGAUCGGUGCAACAGGCCAGUUGGACCUCAUCUCGGGGUUCCUGGACCGGCGCCCACUUUUGGGCUUUCCGGUGACCCUCGGAAGCUCUGGAUGCCUUGGCCGAAGCGUGCGACUGAGCUAUCUGUCAGUGAUUCGCAAUCGCACGCCUCGGCCUCAUCGCUACAAAACCAUGCCACUAGCUCACAGACUCUCAACGAAAACGUUCACCGUGAUCGGCAUGAUAGAUCUUAUCUCCGACAUCCCCAGAUCGCACCACGGUCACCUUCUGGUGAUCCUCCAUCCCUUCAGCUGCCACGUAUGGAGGUCACGCCCUGGCGUUCAAAUCCCAACGGUAGUAGCCAAUCAAGCACACCUAUCCCUGGAUCCUCUGUCCCCACUACGCCCGUGCCAUCAUCUCCUGCGCAUUCGGAUCGAUCCCUAUCCCCCCCCUCAUCGCUGUCGUGCUCCGAAACUCCUUGCGCAAGUCCCAACCCUUGGAGCCCCUACGGCAAUAAUGCACACAUCCGGACACAACUGGAAAAUGCGGGGAUAAACUUUCCUGUACCCCCUGUGUCAGAACGGACUCCAUCAUCGUCGGCUGGCCCGUCAGAUGGCAAAAAGAAGAGUAUCAUCGGUGCCACUAGGCUCAUUCUCCAAACCGCAUCCACUGCUCUCAAAUUUUCUCCCAUCCCGUUCCUCCCUAACAUUCCAGACUUGCUUCUCACGCUGCUUCAGGUUUACGAAGUUCAGCUUCUCACAACUAGUAAUGAUAUGUUUCUGAUGUUUGCUUCGUUGACGUAGAAUAUUAGUGGUAAUAAUGAAGCUCUCAAAGGGCUGAGUGGUGAUGUGAAAAAUGCAUAUGACACCAUUCUGCGCCCCCUCCAGCUGUGGACGGGACACAUUCCUCCCGAAGUAAUUUUCCCACUCAAAGAAUUACACUUGGCCCUAGAAGACCAGGUCAAGCGGAUCAAGUUGCUCGAGAGUCAGAAUCGGAAGCCUUUGAGGAAGAAAAUAUUCACGGCAGGCGCUUUAACGCAAAGCAUAAAUGGUGUGAGGACGUG
Molecule: messenger RNA, 1538 nt
Organism: Cantharellus anzutake
Lineage: Eukaryota; Fungi; Basidiomycota; Agaricomycetes; Cantharellales; Hydnaceae
Exons: 2
Coding region: 136-1278 (380 amino acids)
Source: RefSeq, a predicted model, not a curated record